AUGGUGGACAUGCUGGAGUUCGGUGGGAGGAAGAAGAAUCAGAUGAAGAACUUGGGAAGAGAGUGUGGGUUCCCCGUGCAGAAUCCAGUGCCGAAAUCUAUAAGCAAGGUUUAUGACAGGCCACAAAAACAUUCUGCUCUGCACUAUGAUCCGGGUCUCCAGCAAGACUUCACCGGUGAUACCUUAAAGUCAAAGCACCAGCAGAAAAGCAGUAACCAGCACCAUCUUGACUGGUCAGCAAGCUCUGAUACUGGAUCCACUUCUCAAAAUUGUUUUGUCAACACAGAAUGUGGUCGAGAAGCUGUUAAUGCCACCAAGGUCCCCGCUCCGGAGCCAGUUGUCUCUUACAGCAAAUCUCAAGUAAAGAAGUCCUGUGCUGGAAGCACGUGGGGACAGCUCUCAGCCAGCAGUAAAGAGCUUGCCAUGUCCAGCGUAGUCCCGUCACCCAACAAUAUUGGUGCAGCCUCCCAACCUAGCAGUGCUUCUGAGUGCAACGGGCUUUUGCCUCUCGUCGAUCCGGAGGGAAGUGUGCAGCUGGAGGUGCCUGAUCAGCCCACAGGGACUGGCAAGAAGAAGUCCAGCAAAAAAGACUUGCUAAGUCAAACCAUCCAAACCACAGACAUCGAAUGGGUGAAGAGUGCUCAGAAAGCAUUUGAAAGCAAAAGCCAUGACAGCAUGGAUGGGAAAAAGGAGUGUUACUCAAUGGAUAGUGUGUUAGACACAUUGUCCACAAAGCAGAAUCCCUGUUCUGCUAGCAGUUCUGAAAGUGACACCAGUCACGUACGAAUUACUAUCCCAAUAAAGUCUCCAACAACAGAUACAUCUGGCCACAAAAGGAAAAAAAGGCAGUCUACAAAAUCUUCCACAGAGAAAACAAUCCAGGAGAAGAGCCUGUCUUCUGGACUUCCUUUGAGCAGUGAAGUAGUAAACAGGACUAGCUUACAAUCAGAGGGGAGUAAAAAAGAUCUUCGAGCUACAAAGCCAGGAAAAGUGAUUGAAAACGAGUCCCCUUUAGGAGCUAUUGAAAGCAGUGUGCUCACUGACAAAGCUUGCCCCAACAGUGCCACUAGGCUCAGAAAAUCCAUAGCUGUGACAUCCACGCUACUACCUACUGAUCUUCCCACUGCUAGCAAAUUAUCUGAGGUCCAGCACCCCAAACUUGCAGCUAAGCGGAGGUGGACCUGCAGCAAACCUAAAUCUAUCCUUCGGGAGGCCUCCAUGGCAACAUCGGAGAAGCUGAUGGUGGAGCCUCCUUCAGCCUAUCCUAUCACGCCAUCCAGCCCUCUGUAUACCAAUACAGACAGUCUUACUGUGAUCACACCUGUCAAGAAAAAAAGAGGACGACCAAAGAAACAGCCUUUGCUCACUGUUGAAACAAUUCAUGAGGGAACCUCCACCAGCCCAGUCAGUCCAAUCAAUUGUGAAUUUCCAGGAACAAAGAAAAGGAAGAGGAGACGGAAUCUAGCCAAGUUGGCCCAGAUGGUCCCAGGAGAGGACAAGUCCAUCAGUGAGCUCAAGUUUCACAAAAAGGUUGGGAAGCUUGAGGUCUUGGAUAAGAAGACCAUCAAGACCAUUAAUAAAAUGAAGACUCUCAAGAGGAAGAAUAUUCUCAAUCAGAUCUUGUCCUCCUGCUCCAGCAACAUAGCUCUGAAAGCAAAAGUUCAGCCACCAUCUAGUGCUGGGCCAACAACCAUUGAUGCCAGACUAGGGAAGCAGAUCAAUGUCAGCAAGAGAGGGACUAUCUACAUUGGCAAAAAACGGGGCAGAAAGCCCAGAGCAGAGCUGCAGCCUCAGCCAGAAGAACCUAAGACAGCCAUCAAGCAUUCAAGGCCUGUUUCCAGCCAGCCAGAAAACCCAGCAGUGCCUUCCAACCUGCAGUCACUUGUGGCAUCGUCACCAGCAGCUAUUCAUCCGCUUUCAACACAGCUAGUGGGGACUAAUGGCAACCUUAGCCCUGCAAGCACUGAAACGAAUUUUUCAGAGUUAAAAACUAUGCCAAAUCUUCAACCUAUCAGUGCUCUUCCUACAAAAACCCAGAAAGGAAUGCACAGUGGAACUUGGAAGCUGUCUCCACCCAGGUUAAUGGCUAACUCACCUUCCCACCUCUGUGAAAUAGGUUCUCUGAAAGAAGUCACGCUGUCUCCGAAACAUCUCAUUGUUGAUAACUUUCUCUCUCAUGAGAGCAUUAAAAAGCCAAAGCACAAGAGGAAAAGGAAAAGCCUGCAGAACAGAGAUGACCUCCAGUUUCUGGCAGACCUUGAGGAACUCAUCAAUAAGUUUCAAGUUUUCAGGAUUUCCCAUAGAAGUUACACAUUUUAUCAUGAGAAUCCAUAUCCCAGCAUCUUCAGGAUUAAUUUUGAUCACUACUACCCUGUGCCAUAUAUUCAGUAUGACCCAUUGCUCUAUCUUCGCAGGACCUCUGACAUGAAGUCUAAGAAGAAGCGUGGUAGACCUGCCAAAACCAAUGACACCAUGACGAAGGUGCCUUUUUUACAAGGGUUCGGUUACCCUAUUCCCAGUGGGAGUUACUAUGCACCCUAUGGAAUGCCUUACACAUCAAUGCCUAUGAUGAAUCUUGGUUACUAUGGUCAGUAUCCAGCUCCUUUGUACCUGUCUCACACGCUCGGAGCAGCUUCCCCAUUUAUGAGACCUACUGUGCCCCCACCCCAAUUCCGUGCAAGCUCUCAUAUGAAGAUGUCCACCACUGCCAAGCAUAAAGCGAAACAUGGAGUGCACCUGCAAACACCUGUGGGAAUGGGCCUUGGAGACAUGCAGUCCUCUCUGGCCCCUCCAAAGGUUGGAGGGACAAGCCUUUCAAGUGGCCGACUUCACAAAAGAAAACACAAACAUAAGCACAAGCAUAAGGAUGAACGGAUACUGGGGACACACGAAGAUCUGAGUGGUCUCUUUGCUAGCAAGUCCACUGGCUUCUCCAGCCAUGUGAUCAAUGAAAGGCUAAGCGGCUCGGAUAAAGACCUCUCCUUGUUCAAUGAGAAAAGCAAGCAUAAGGAGAAACAGAAGCACCAGCAUUGUGAAACCGGACACAAAGGCUCGAAGAGUAACUUUGAAGUGGAUACGCUGUCUAUGUUAUCACUUUCUGAUGCCCAGCAGUGGACACAGAGUAAAGAUAAAGGUGACUCAAGCAACGAUCCCAUUGACUCUUGCACGAAGAGAUACUCUGGUAAUACGGAGAGUAAUGCAAGGUCAGAGUCUCUGGACAUGUUUGGUGAAAUGAAUUCCUCGAGUGACAAGCGGGACAAUGAUGCCAGUGGGAGUAAAAGAAGAAGCUUUGAAGGGUUUGGAACUUACAGGGAAAAGGACAUUCAGCCUUUCAGGAUGAAUAGGAAGGACAGAAGCUCUUAUGAUUCUCCAGCCUCUUCAG
Molecule: messenger RNA, 3382 nt
Organism: Tinamus guttatus (white-throated tinamou)
Lineage: Eukaryota; Metazoa; Chordata; Aves; Tinamiformes; Tinamidae
Source: RefSeq, a predicted model, not a curated record